AUGUGGUUGCUUCUUGGCACGGGCAUGCGCAUGCAGAACUAUAGCCAUUUUAGCUUGUGGGCGGGUGUCAUUGGGCUUGAAGCAGCCUUGCAGUAUGCUGACCCCUCUAAUCUUGCAGAACAUGUGCCCUCGUUUGGAGCCUUGCCGGGUUCCGCAUCGAAGCCGUCCAUCUCUGGGUUGGCGCGCGCCUUGCAACUGGAAGCCCUCAUGUUCCUGAAUUUGGUUGCUUCUUGCCACGGGCAUGGGCAUCUCAGAGCCCGCAGAAUCGGAGAGCUGGGGACCACGUUGGAGGUGAGCAUUUUGGUCGAACUUCUGCAAAGCCGGGUGCCGCUCGAGUGUCGGUAG
Effrenium voratum is the source of this 345-nucleotide messenger RNA. Lineage: Eukaryota; Dinophyceae; Suessiales; Symbiodiniaceae. The record is from the annotation of a GenBank genome assembly.